This is a messenger RNA of Hippocampus zosterae (dwarf seahorse), 1037 nucleotides long. It is a transcript of the gene znf706, whose product is annotated as zinc finger protein 706. NCBI's taxonomy places the organism in Eukaryota, Metazoa, Chordata, Actinopteri, Syngnathiformes, Syngnathidae. The transcript is spliced from 4 exons. The record is from RefSeq and is a predicted model, not a curated record. The coding region runs from base 171 to 401 and encodes 76 amino acids.
GUGUUUACGGCAGUCUUUGAAUCUACCAGCGACGUCAUCUUGUCAGUGGGAUUUUAGCAGCUGUCACGUUUUCGUUGAGGCUCCGUGGGAACGACACUUACUUAUUUGCAUACAAUUUUCACAAGGGCAACUUCGAGUAGGUCAACUGCUGCUCAUGAGAUUUGAUCACCAUGGCCCGCGGACAUCAGAAGAUCCAGUCACAGCAGAAGAAUGCCAAGAAGCAGGCCGAGAUGAAGAAGGCUAAAGGGCACGAUCAGAAGACGGCGGCCAAGGCAGCCCUCGUCUUCACCUGUGCCGUGUGCCGGUCUCAGAUGCCUGACCCCAAAACCUUCAAGCAGCACUUUGAGAGCAAGCAUCCCAAAUCCCCUCUGCCCCCUGAAUUGGAAGGUGUGGAGGCAUAAAAAACAACAACCACCACCACCAACAACACAAAAACACAUCUCUGCCAUUCUUUGCCCUGCCCAAUCACUUGGACGAUGACUUCCGUGAGGCCCUUCUCAUACCAGCUCUGCACUCUCGGUCCUUUUUUUAUUUUUCAUCAUUAAGAGUGAUGUCGCCAAAUGGGAAGUUACAGUCAACGAACCUGAAGGUUUGAUUUCCUGCUCCCGCCCGGCAAAUGAAGACUUCCUAAUGUGUCGUGCGCGUGGAAUGAUUGUCAUGCUGAGCCAUCAUUAGAAAUUUUGUGACGAUUAACCCCCCCCCAUCCCCCCACAGCUACUCUUGCUCCAGGGUUGGACCUCGUCUCUGGGGACUUGCACAUGAUUUAGUUCUAAUCACGAACGACAAUUGCUGUUGCUAUUAUGAAUUCACUCUUGUCGAAAGAGGGGUCUUCAUUCCCGUCAUUGUUUAACACUGUAUUCGUUUCACUUGGCUAAUGCUAAUUGUCAAUGUUGGCUCGUCACUAACCGGCCAGGCUGCUACUUAAACGAAACAAACAAAAAGAAAAAGCAAAGAUUUAAUUUACAGGAAAGUGUCAGGAACUGGAAUGUAUGAUCACUGAUGUAUAAUAGUGUUUUAUUAAAUUCUACUUUGUGGUA